CGGGGGAGGUCCCCCGCGCUUUAAAAUAAUGCCCGCGGCGCCCGCGCGACCAUGCAAUGGCGAGCGCUCGUCCUGGGGCUGGUGCUCCUCCGGCUUGGCCUCCAUGGAGUGCUGUGGCUCGUCUUCGGGCUGGGGCCCAGCAUGGGUUUCUACCAGCGUUUUCCGCUCAGCUUCGGCUUCCAGCGCCUGAGGGCCCCCGACGGCCCCGAGUCGCUUGCCUUGGGGCCCGCCGGCCGACCCGGGCCGCCCGGGGGGCCGUCGGGGCCGUCGUGGCUGCAGCCGCCCGUCCCUGGGGCGGCGGCGGCGGCGGCGGCGGCGGCGGGACGGCGGCGGGCUCCGCGGCGGCCGGAGCCGGGAGUGUGCGGGCCGGCCCACUGGGGCUACGUGCUGGGCGGCCGGGGCCGCGGCCGGGACGAGUACGAGAAGCGCUACAGCGGCGCCUUCCCGCCGCAGCUGCGCGCCCAGAUGCGCGACCUGGCGCGGGGCAUGUUCGUCUUCGGCUACGACAACUACAUGGCGCACGCCUUUCCCCAGGACGAGCUCAACCCCAUCCACUGCCGCGGCCGAGGGCCUGACCGCGGGGACCCUUCAAAUCUGAACAUCAAUGAUGUCCUGGGGAAUUACUCAUUGACUCUUGUGGAUGCACUGGAUACACUUGCAAUAAUGGGAAAUUCAUCUGAGUUCCAGAAAGCAGUCAAGUUAGUGAUCGACACAGUUUCAUUUGACAAAGAUUCCACCGUCCAAGUCUUUGAGGCCACAAUCAGGGUCCUAGGAAGCCUCCUUUCUGCCCACAGAAUAAUAACUGACUCCAAGCAGCCCUUUGGUGACAUGACAAUUAAGGAUUAUGAUAACGAAUUACUGCACAUGGCCCAUGACCUGGCUGUGCGCCUCCUGCCGGCCUUUGAGAACACCAAGACAGGGAUCCCCUAUCCUCGGGUGAAUCUAAAGACAGGUGUUCCUCCUGACAGCAAUAAUGAAACGUGUACAGCGGGCGCCGGUUCCCUUCUGGUGGAAUUUGGGAUUCUGAGCCGACUCCUGGGGGAUUCUACAUUUGAGUGGGUGGCCAGACGUGCUGUGAAAGCCCUUUGGAACCUGCGGAGCAAUGAUACAGGAUUAUUAGGCAAUGUGGUGAACAUUCAGACGGGCCGCUGGGUUGGAAAGCAGAGCGGCUUGGGCGCUGGCCUGGACUCCUUCUAUGAAUACCUCUUGAAAUCUUACAUUCUCUUUGGAGAAAAGGAAGACCUCGAGAUGUUUAAUGCUGCGUACAGGAGUAUUCAGAACUACUUAAGAAGAGGCCGGGAAGCCUGUAACGAAGGAGAAGGAGACCCGCCGCUGUAUGUGAAUGUGAACAUGUUCAGCGGGCAGCUGAUGAACACUUGGAUCGACUCUCUGCAGGCCUUCUUCCCCGGACUGCAGGUUCUGAUAGGAGAUGUGGAAGAUGCCAUCUGCCUCCAUGCCUUUUACUAUGCCAUCUGGAAACGCUACGGGGCCCUCCCUGAGAGGUACAACUGGCAGCUCCAGGCCCCCGACGUGCUCUUCUACCCGCUGAGACCCGAGUUAGUGGAGUCCACGUAUCUUCUCUACCAGGCAACCAAGAAUCCCUUCUACCUCCAUGUAGGAAUGGAUAUUCUGCAGAGUCUGGAAAAGUACACAAAAGUCAAGUGUGGUUAUGCAACGUUGCAUCACGUCAUAGACAAAUCCAAAGAGGACCGGAUGGAGAGCUUCUUUCUCAGUGAGACGUGUAAAUACUUGUAUCUGUUAUUUGAUGAGGAGAAUCCAGUCCACAAGUCUGGAACCAAAUACAUGUUUACAACUGAGGGACACAUUGUAUCUGUGGAUAAACAUCUUCGGGAAUCACCCUGGAAGGAAUUCUUUUCUGAAGACGGAGAGCAGGACCAAGAAGGGAAGUCUGUGCACAGGCCUAAGUCACCCGAGUUAAAAGUCAUCAACUCCAGCUCCAACUGCAAUCGUGUUCCUGACGAGAGGAGAUACUCGCUGCCCUUAAAGAGCGUCUACAUGCGGCAGAUCGACCAGAUGGUUGGCUUGAUUUGACCCUCCUCUGUGCGGCCUCCGCUGAGACUGGCUGGAGGCAGCUGAGACCGCGUUGUGCAGAGGUCCAGUCUGAAGUGGAGGACGGUGGACGUCGGGCCAUCCGUGAUGGUGUGGGGAUUUCUGUCCAGCUCCUCACGCACGUCUAGCAGAGUCUUGCAUACAGUAGUGUUUCUCUUCUAUUCAAUAAAAUGUCCUGUUUUUCUUAAUGGUAAAAUUUGAAGUAAGAAGGUGCGUAGACGUUGGCCUCCUAGGACAUGCUGAUUUUAUAAGCACAGUGUGGAUGGGGCAUCUUCAGAUGGACUUUCAUGGCUUCCCACUUUGGAAUCCAACAAGUGUGUUCCAGUCUCCAGCACUUGCUGUGACUGCAGUAUUGCUACCUCUCUGUUAGAGGACUGUGAACGAAAUUUCCGUGUAAAGGGCCUGAGGUUCAUCCCUAUUUAUUGCAUUUUGUUAUCUUUCUCUCUUAUUAGAUGAUUGGCUCUCCUUCCACCCAUUAUUUUGGAUCACAGUGGGGGAAAUCAUACUGUUUUUCAUUUGCAUCCCACAUAAUUGUCACAGUAUUACAAGUUAAUUGCUUAUGAAUAACUUUUACCUGAAUCUCAAAAGGCAGUCUUUUAGGUUGUCACACAGCUAGAUCUUUUAGAUGGUAUAUUACAUUUAAUCUGAACUUACCUGAGGAACUCCCAUAGUGCCAGAACCAGGUGCCUUUUAGGGAGAGAAAAAUACCUAAGAAUGUCUGAGCUUCCAUCUUUCUCAUACCUACUAACCAAGGAUUCUCAAUUCUGACCGUGUUUGAGUUAGAAUUUUGUUUUGUUUUUGUUUUCUCUGUCCAGUGCCAAUUAGCUAAGUCAGGGAGAAAGAAAUGAUCAGAUGACUCUCUGGCAUCCCCGAGCUGUUUUUCUGUACUACAGUCUUUAGCUUAGUGCCUUAUGGGAUUUUGGUUGGGGCUGCUGCUUGUCACAGCUGCGGCUCUGGUUUUAGCAGCCUUGUUUUGUGUUGUCACAGGGUGGGACCACAGUGAAAAAGGGGAAGGGAUGAGUAUCAGUAAGAUUCUGGAAAAUUCUUGGUCAGUCCUUGCCUUUCAGCCUGAUAUUUUAAGCAAACCUACAUUAGGAGGAAGUUGCGCCACAUUGUCUUCUUUCUUUGUUGUUAUUUUCUUAGCCAGAACAGAGCAUCUCUGUUUGAACUUAGACUGAAUGCUCCUACAGAGCAGAGGUGGACGUGAACCCUUAGCCUGGCUUCCAUAGAACGUCUGAGGUUGAAAUGAAUCCUGGUACAAAGGGUAGAAGUCUUUUAAGAACCUCCGAUCUCACCUGUCGUUACUUGCACAGCCUUACCGUGCUUACCUGUCUCUCCUUGCACACUUCAAAUGAUUUCCUCUUCAUCUUCUUAAAACCAGAAAUGUGGUCUGAGCCAUUGUAUACCAAUCAAAGGGAGAAGUUUUAUUCCUUCUUGAAAAUUUCAGUGUUACUGUGUUUUUUUUUUUCUUUCUUUUUUUUAAA
Molecule: messenger RNA, 3554 nt
Organism: Enhydra lutris kenyoni (northern sea otter)
Lineage: Eukaryota; Metazoa; Chordata; Mammalia; Carnivora; Mustelidae
Product: ER degradation enhancing alpha-mannosidase like protein 1
Exons: 12
Coding region: 52-2052 (666 amino acids)
Biological process (GO): carbohydrate metabolic process; mannose trimming involved in glycoprotein ERAD pathway; endoplasmic reticulum mannose trimming
Cellular component (GO): membrane; endoplasmic reticulum
Molecular function (GO): mannosyl-oligosaccharide 1,2-alpha-mannosidase activity; calcium ion binding
Source: RefSeq, a predicted model, not a curated record